Messenger RNA from Talaromyces atroroseus, 954 nucleotides. RefSeq lists its product as hypothetical. Lineage: Eukaryota; Fungi; Ascomycota; Eurotiomycetes; Eurotiales; Trichocomaceae. Bases 1 to 954 code for a protein of 317 amino acids. The record is from RefSeq and is a predicted model, not a curated record. Gene Ontology annotation, molecular function: ribonucleoside-diphosphate reductase inhibitor activity. Gene Ontology annotation, cellular component: nucleus; cytoplasm. The transcript has a single exon.
AUGGCCUCUGCCUUGCAGAACUCGUCGUCAUCCAAGAAGCGCCGCUUCCAACCACCCAUCACUAGUUACUUCGUGCCGUGCACCCCGGAGACGGAGGGAAACAGCGCCUUGUCGCAUCACAGCUAUGCAGCGCCGACCAACACACCGACUCCUGUGCUCCCUGCCAACAUCCUCUCAUCGCUGCUUGGUGUAGGAGCCCGCGUUCGGAAAUCGGUGCCGGAGGGUUAUAAAACGGAACAAAAGAAGUUGACAGCCUACACGAUACCGGCCUCAACGUCCUCCUCUUCCAAGCGCGAGGUCGGCGUGGACUUAGUCACCUCGCAACAACCGGCUACAACAGUAUAUGCUGAAUUGGAGCCGUUUUGUGGAAUGCACAAGGUGGGCAAUUAUGCCGUUCAGACUUUUCCUCGGCCCGACGAGCAAUAUCGGGAUAUGAAUAUGAAUGCCGAUGAUCUGGAGACCACAUCUAUACCAUCCAGCAGCCAGGGGUCAAAUGCCUCCUCCUCCUCAUCUGCCUCACUAUUAUAUACGAAUUCCAACAGCAAUAAACGUGUCUACGACGACUCGGAUGCCGAAGAAUAUUACGACUCUUCAACUGCAGCACAUCAUCCUAUCCGAGGCAAUUUUGUACCUGGAGAUAUCUGGCAAGACAUGACUGUUACCGGAUUCCAUUCUUCAGUUUACGCACCUAUACCAUCAACAUCCCCCUGCCAUGCUAUCCCACAACGAACCAUACUAUCGCCGAAACUGAGUCAGCACAGACGACGAAUAGCAGCAGCAGCACCAUCAACCAGCGGCAGUACGUGGAAAGCUUAUGCAGAACAAGAAAAUGAAGAUCCACUUGCUUUUGCCGGCGGAGGGGAAAUGUCGUCUGGUGAUAUGAUGGAUCUUGAUGACUUUGGCGAGGCGUCUUUCCUGCGCCGCAGGGAGGAGGUUGAUGCUGAUUAUAUGUGA